This is a messenger RNA of Theobroma umbraticum, 1234 nucleotides long. Its product is annotated as coiled-coil protein. Gene Ontology annotation, biological process: vacuolar proton-transporting V-type ATPase complex assembly. NCBI's taxonomy places the organism in Eukaryota, Viridiplantae, Streptophyta, Magnoliopsida, Malvales, Malvaceae. The record is from RefSeq and is a predicted model, not a curated record.
GAUUUAAAAAGACCAAUGAGUGGCACUGGCCCAGCUGCCAAGGCGAUCUUGGGUUGCAAUCCAACCUCGAUGCGAUUUGAGUGCCAAGUUGGGACUGGUCAGGGGUUGGGACUUAGGACAAGUGCAAGAAGGAAGAAGGAUACGGAAGUGUGUUUGGAAGAUGGAAGUCGAACAGGAAAAGCCAAGCCUGGAGAACGUAGAAGCACGACAACAGGAAAAACAACGAGGAGAAGAAGUAGUGGUAGUCGAAGAAGAGGAAGAACAGCAACAAGGAGUAGAGGAAGGAGAAGAGAAUGCAAAUGUCUUGCAAUUUAUGGAUUCCAUGGACGCUUAUCUGACCCUUAGUCAUUCUUUAUCUUCGACACUUCGCCAGGGAUGGCUGGAACUAGCGAGUGCUCGGCAUUCGAUGGGUGCUUCACGUGUCAACACUGUCUUGUUGGACCACAAAUUUCAUCCUGCUGCUACAACAUUGCUUGUAACCCGGGAUGAGGGAAAAGUUGACUCCAUGAAACAACACUUUACAUUAUGUAAAUGGGCAUCUUCUGGUAAUGAAAAGUGCUCUUUGGGAGAGGCAAAAUCUAGCCAGGACAAGUUGCAUCCACAGCUACGACAUAGGGGCAGUUCGCAGCUUUAUGAGGAGAAGACAGCAUCUGAGCAUAAAGCUUCCCAUGAAGUUGAUGACCAAGUUCAAAAAGAGCGAUCUAAAUCACUGUCAGUGUUUGGAACUCUAGUUUCUCCAAAGCUUCGAGCAGCCCAGCUAUCAUUUGAGACAGCGCUAGAGACACUUGUAGAGAUAGCAAACACGCGUUCAGCAAUGCUCUGUGCUUUUGAUAAAGUUAACAAGAAAUUGGGAGGCAGCAAGGGAUGAAAAAGAGUUGAUUUAUUCUGAGGUUUAUGACUGAACGAAUUACUUAAUCAUCGGGAUACGUUUUUGGGACUGCAGUUGUGGGCAUGUCCCGGAUGGCAGCAAAGAAUUCUUCAUUGGGGGUUUCUUCCUUCACUUUUAGUGUAAAAUUGUAUCAAUGUGUCUGGUUCUCGGUGGCUUAGUUUUCAUAUUGUAUAGUCAUUCUGUUAUACGAGCAAGUUUUGUUCACUGAGCUCAACAUUAAGGUAAGGGUAAAUUAGCAGCUACAAUCUUGUUUCAGCCUUUUAUUUUUCAUGGUCUUCUUACUUUGUAAAGCACUCUCUCCUCAUCAUGUCUCCUUUAGCAUUUUAAUUGUCAUGUGGUUCCCUA